AUGUCAAAAUCAAAGAAUUUUAAAUCAUUUUACGCUGUCAAGAAGGGUAGGAAUCCUGGCAUUUAUACGCUUUGGUCUGAGUGUGAAUCUCAAGUUAAGCAAUAUCCUGGCGCUAUAUUCAAAGGCUUUAAAAACGAACAAGAUGCUAUUCAAUUUCUUGAUAUUCCCUGCAGCAAAGACAACACCAACAAAAUCCCUCAGAAACGCAAAUUAGAUUCAUCUACAGAUUCUCAAAAGAAACCAAAACCUCAACCAUCUCCGACUCCCCCUCCUCCUCCUGUCCAACGGGAUAGAGCUGGUUUCUACCACAACAAAGCUGUCGUUUACACUGACGGCGCUUGUACAAGCAACGGCAAAUCUAACUCACAAGCUGGUUGCGGCGUAUUUUGGGGUGAAAAUUCUCACCUAAACGUGUCUGGAAAACUUCCUGGUCCAAUUCAAACAAACAACAGAGGUGAGAUGUUAGCUUUAAUACGCGCUUUGGAGAGUUGCCCACGUGAUGUUAGACUUUUGAAUAUCUUUUCUGAUUCGGAGUACACUAUAAACUGUCUCACUAAAUUCAGAGCUGGCAUUGAAAAACGCGAAUUUAAAGCCUCUGGUAACAGUGAAAAGCCCAUCAAGAACGUUGACAUGAUCAAAUACCUAUACGCGUUAUUCGAUAACCACACUGCUGCUAUUAAACUCAAUUGGGUCAAAGGACAUGACAAUCAUCCUGAUAAUGAGGCUGCUGAUGCCCUUGCAGUUCAAGGUGCUAAAAUGCCUAUAGUCCCUGACGACGUCGAUUGGGAAUCACUUGCGAUCCUACAAUCUUCAAACGCAGAUGAUCUAUUCUCUUAA
This is a messenger RNA of Wallemia ichthyophaga EXF-994, 837 nucleotides long. RefSeq names its product Ribonuclease H1. The transcript is spliced from 3 exons. The record is from RefSeq and is a predicted model, not a curated record. Gene Ontology annotation, molecular function: RNA-DNA hybrid ribonuclease activity; magnesium ion binding; nucleic acid binding. Gene Ontology annotation, biological process: DNA replication, removal of RNA primer. Bases 1 to 837 code for a protein of 278 amino acids. Lineage: Eukaryota; Fungi; Basidiomycota; Wallemiomycetes; Wallemiales; Wallemiaceae.